UAUAAAAGCAGCUGCCAUGGCAAGGAAUGCAAGCCAAAUAACACAGAAAUGGCAGUUUCAUCACUUUCAUUCUCAUCGCCAACCUUAUCCAAAAAGUUGAAUCUGCCAUUAAAGCCUUGUUCUACAUGUUCUUGGCCAAGCAUCGUUGCAUCCUCGAAAGAUUCAUCGCUUAGAGAAGGAAAUUGCAAGAGAAGGUCAUUACUCAUAGGAGUUGGAGCAUCAAGCUUAUUGCCUACAAAACUUCUUUUGGCUCAAGAAAAACCAGCAAACUAUGAUACAUUUGUUGACUUAGAAGAUGGUUAUUCAUAUUACUAUCCCUCAGAUUGGAGGGAAUUUGAUUUCAGAGGACAUGAUUCUGCAUUCAAGGAUCGAUACUUGCAACUACAAAAUGUGAGACUUAGCUUCAUACCGACCGAUAAAACAGAUAUCCAUGACAUGGGUCCAAUAGAGAAGGUUGUAGCCAACUUGGUGAAACAUGUUUACUCGACACCGACUCAAGUCCCAGAUGUGUUCGAUAUGCAGGAGAGGACUACCGAUGGUAAAAACUACUAUACAUUUGAGUACACGCUAACCUCUCCAAACUUCUCCCGAGCAGCUUUUGCAACCAUAGCAGUUGGAAAUGGGAGAUAUUACACUCUAAUUGUUGGAGCAAAUGAACGAAGAUGGAGAAGAGUAAGAAACCAGCUUAAAGUGGUAGCAGACUCGUUCAAGGUGCUCGAUAUCUAAUUGCAGGACAUUGUCAGUAUAUUCGGUUUUUACAAGUACAAUGUACAAAGCAUAAAAUACUCUUAAAGCAGCAUAAUUUAUCAACCAGAUACCAUAUUCUAA
This is a messenger RNA of Cynara cardunculus var. scolymus (artichoke), 828 nucleotides long. Its product is annotated as photosynthetic NDH subunit of lumenal location 1, chloroplastic. Lineage: Eukaryota; Viridiplantae; Streptophyta; Magnoliopsida; Asterales; Asteraceae. Gene Ontology annotation, biological process: photosynthesis. The transcript has 8 exons. Gene Ontology annotation, cellular component: photosystem II oxygen evolving complex; extrinsic component of membrane; photosystem II. The record is from RefSeq and is a predicted model, not a curated record. Bases 49 to 726 code for a protein of 225 amino acids. Gene Ontology annotation, molecular function: calcium ion binding.